Messenger RNA from Erpetoichthys calabaricus (reedfish), 795 nucleotides. RefSeq names its product cocaine- and amphetamine-regulated transcript protein-like. Gene Ontology annotation, biological process: positive regulation of MAPK cascade; G protein-coupled receptor signaling pathway; cellular response to starvation. The record is from RefSeq and is a predicted model, not a curated record. Gene Ontology annotation, molecular function: neuropeptide hormone activity. The transcript is spliced from 3 exons. NCBI's taxonomy places the organism in Eukaryota, Metazoa, Chordata, Cladistia, Polypteriformes, Polypteridae. The coding region runs from base 117 to 443 and encodes 108 amino acids.
CGCUAAUUUAAGCACCUCGGACGGCAACGGCGUAGCAGAUGAUUAGUCGCGCUCUGUGAGUACGGAUCAAUAGACGCGUCGUAAAAGUUCCAACAACAAACCUCUGUGCUGGAGCUAUGAAAAAGGCCAUCGUAUUUAUCUUGAUUUUGUUCUUUUUAAUGUACUCUGUUAUCCAGUCCCGUCGUGUAGAAGACAGGUGGCUGGACGAAUUUCCUGUUAAAACAAUUGAUAGCGAGCAAGAAAAGGAACUGCUUGGUGCUCUUCAGGAGGUUCUAGAGAAACUUCAGCACAGAAGACUAUCAACAUGGGACAAGAAGUUUAGUCGAGUUCCUAGGUGUGCGAUUGGAGACUACUGCUCAGUGAAGAAGGGAGCCCGCUUUGGGAAACUCUGUGACUGCCCGCAGGAAGCCUCUUGCAAUUUCUUUUUCCUGAAAUGCUUGUGAACAGACUGCUUCUGUCUCUGCUGGCCUGGGCACUGUAUAUACACAAUAUGAUAACUGUACAGAAAUCUUUAUUCUAAGAUACAAAUGUUUGUUGAAAAAAUAAUUUAUUUUUGUGAUCAUAAUGACCUUUCCUUUUAUACCUAGAAAAUGUACAAUUGCAAUUCAUUAUGUCACAUUUGAGAAAUGCAGAGGGGUGCGGGCUUCAAGCACUGCUUGUUAGAUAUGGCGUAGUCCUAAACAUCACAGAUCCAUCAGCUUGGAUUUACCAUUAAAUCACUGCAGUUAGGACUAAAACCUUCAGUUGUGUAUUUUCUUGUUCUGUAUAAUAAAUGGUCAAAUUUCAAAAUAAAAA